AUGUUGUUGCCAAAGGGCGGUGUUAAUUGGAAAUCGGCCAAGGCCAGAUUGCCGCCAUGGAGGGCAAUCGUCGUUUUAUUAACACGGACUCGCUUCCUCGUGACGAUAGCCUUGACCGGACUGCUCAUCCUCAUGUGGCGUGGCGUGAGCAAGUCUGCAUCGGAGAUGCAAAGUUUCUACUGUUAUGGCUCGAAUAAGUCGCCGAUGGAGAUGUCCAUCAACGAGAUGGUCGAGUGGAGUGCACACGCCCAAACCCCCGUUCUUUUCAACCGCCACGAGCCCUACGAAGUCAACUCCACCUCCAUCUCCGACAUUGACCUGAACCCGAUCAAGUCAACCACCAAGGCUAUCAUCAACCGCGAACGUGUGCUCAUCCUGACCCCUCUCCGUGAUGCUGCCCCCUACCUGGCCAAGUACUUCGAGCUCCUUUACAAGCUGUCUUAUCCACACGACCUGAUCGAUCUCGCCUUCCUCGUCGGUGACUGCAAAGACGACACGCUCGCAAAUCUGGCAUCCGAGCUCAAUCGCAUCCAGAACCAUGCCGAAGAGAAGGUUCGCUUCCGCAGUGCAACCGUCAUCAAGAAGGAUUUCGGUGCCGAUGUCGAGAUGACCGUAGAAGAGCGACACUCAUUUGCCGCUCAGGGUCCACGUCGCAAGGCUAUCGGCCGUGCCCGCAACUACCUGCUCUACUCAGCCCUCAAGGCUGAUCACUCGUGGGUGUACUGGCGCGAUGUAGAUAUUACCGACUGCCCUGAGCGUAUCCUGGAGGACUUCAUCGCCCACGAUAAGGACAUCCUUGUGCCAAACAUUUGGUUCCACCGCUACGACCAGGACAACAAAGAUAUCGAAGGUCGCUUUGACUACAACUCCUGGAUUGAGUCCGAUAGGGGCCGUCGUUUGCGCGCGACUUUGCCUACCGAUACCAUCCUGGCUGAAGGCUACAAAGAAUACGAUACUGGCCGCACCUACUUGGUCAGCAUGGGCGACUGGCGAAACAAUAAGGAUGAAGAGGUUGAGCUCGACGGAAUUGGUGGUGUCAACAUCCUCGUUAAGGCCGAUGUUCACCGCACAGGUGUUAACUUCCCCGCAUACGCCUUCGAGAACCAAGCCGAGACCGAAGGCUUCGCCCGCAUGGCCAAGCGAGCUGGGUACCAAGUGGUUGGAUUGCCCAACUACGUGGUCUGGCACAUCGAUACCGACGAGAAGCCCGGCAAUCUUGGCGAUCGCAAAGCGUUCUAG
Molecule: messenger RNA, 1239 nt
Organism: Penicillium paradoxum
Lineage: Eukaryota; Fungi; Ascomycota; Eurotiomycetes; Eurotiales; Aspergillaceae
Product: ANP1/MMN9/VAN1 family protein
Exons: 4
Coding region: 1-1239 (412 amino acids)
Biological process (GO): cell wall mannoprotein biosynthetic process; protein N-linked glycosylation
Cellular component (GO): mannan polymerase complex
Molecular function (GO): alpha-1,6-mannosyltransferase activity
Source: RefSeq, a predicted model, not a curated record